CGCUAUUGGUCGAGCCGUGGCACGAUGGUGGGGAUGAGAAGGCACCGCGUCACGAAGCGAGGCCGAGGAACUGUGAGGCGCAUGUAUCAAUGCGCAAUCGCAUCUGAACGAUUGACGGAGUCGGGGAGGUCCGAGGAAUAAACAGAGUGGCGAGACCGCGCGACGGAUAGAGAGGGGGUGAAGCGGAGAGAGUGAGGGAGCGAGCACGAGAGAGAGAGAGAGAGAGAAAGAGAGAAAGAGAUAGAGAGAAAAAAGAGAGAGAGAGAGAGAGAUAGAGAUAGAAGGAACAAGCAGCGAGACGAUCACGAUGCACAGAGGCGAGCACAAGCGGCCAGGGGCACAGGGCUGAGGGCUGAGGGCUCAACAGGGCCUUGUACGACGUUUUACGGAAUCUGGCGCGGAUCAGCCAGCAACGAUGGAACAGCCGAAAACUCCCGCGUCCCGGCUACUCAGUACAACCUGCAUCGAGAACAAGGACGACCUGGAGGAGAAAUUUGAAAGAUGCUAUGGCGUACUUCAAAAUCUGACUACAGGCCUGUCGGAAAAGGAAGCGCAUGAUACGUUGAACAAUGCGGUGUGCAAAGACAAAACGCACGAAGAGGUUUCCUUGGGAUUAUUAGUUGUCAUUUUAACGGAUCCACAGAAUGCUUCAAAAAGUUAUAGAGACUUAACGCUUAUAACGAGAGAUGGUCUUGCGAUUGUGUUAGGACAUCUUAAUCAGUUGGUACUGGAAAGGUACCUCAGACUGAAUGACGUUACCCGAACUCAGCUUUUGUGGUUGUUACGUGAAAUGAUAAGGACUAGCGUAGCUAAUGUUGAUAAUCUUUGUUUAACUUUAUUGAGACACGCGGCUGGUGGAGAUAUCUCCCCAAGAAAUCUGUUCCUAGUCGAUGCCCUUUUGGAUAUAUUUCAAGAAAAUCGGCCAUGGCUGGACAAAUUUCCGUUUUUGGUAGCAUCUAUCGUUUAUACGUAUUUACGAUUAAUAGAAGAUCACAAUGGUCCUCAUCUGACUGGUCUUCGACAGAAGGAAGUAACUUUUACGGUAUCCCUUUUGAGGGAGAGAAUGGUGGACUGUUUAGUUAUUGGAAGGGAUUUAGUGCGCUUAUUACAAAAUGUUGCAAGGAUACCUGAGUUUGAAGGACUUUGGAAAGAUGUAUUGUUAAAUCCAAAAUCUCUAUCUCCAAACUUCAAUGGAAUUCUUCAACUUUUACAAACGAGGACUUCUCGAAGAUUUCUUCAAUCAAGGCUUACUCCAGAUAUGGAGAGAAAACUCGUUUUUUUAACAAGUCAAGUUCGUUUUGGAAAUCACAAACGUUACCAAGAUUGGUUUCAAAGACAAUAUUUGGCAACACCCGAAUCUCAAUCAUUGAGGUGUGAUCUAAUACGUUUUAUCGUCGGUGUUAUACACCCGACCAAUGAAUUAUUGUGUUCGGAUAUAAUACCACGAUGGGCGGUAAUAGGAUGGUUGUUUACUACUUGUACAUCGACCGUAGCUGCGAGUAAUGCCAAAUUAGCUUUAUUUUACGAUUGGCUUUUCUUCGAGCCGGAGAAAGAUAAUAUAAUGAAUAUCGAACCUGCAAUUCUUGUCAUGCAUAAUUCAAUGAGAUCUCAUCCACCUGUUACUGCCACGCUUUUAGAUUUUUUAUGCAGAAUAAUACCAAACUUUUAUCCGGCAUUAACGGAAAAAGUUAGAAAUGGAAUAUUUUCAUCGCUGAGGCAAAUUUUGGAAAAACGAGUGUUACCUAGUCUUUAUCCGCUAUUUGAUAGUCCUAAGUUGGAUAGAGAAUUAAGGAGCAAAAUUAGAGAAACCUUUAAGGAAUUUUGCUUACCACCUAAUGCAGAUCCAGCAGGUAAUAAGGUUCCGAUAUAUUCAGGUAAAAUGGAAGAUCUUAAUAAGGAUCUCAAUUCAGGACUUAUCUUGGAAAAUACGACAAGUACACCCAUGGAAAAUAAUCACGUGGGCCAAGAUCCGGAACCAGCAUUCAGCGACGAGGAAGAAGAGAUGCCACUCAGAAUAGUAACAAAAGUGGAAGAGGAGGAAGAUGAAGAAGAUGUACCCUUAGCUACAGUGAAGCUUAAGAAUGAACAAAAGAAUGCAAAUUGUGUUGCAAAAAAGGAAGAUAUUACGUCUCAGUUAAAUCUCAUUUUAGAACCAGAAGAAUUGAGAACUGCCAUUGGAAGCCUACAUAGUGAAAGUGACAAUGAAAUCAGAUGCCAAGCAGUGGAGAGAAUAGUACAAAUGGUCGUGGAGGAUGAGAUAGAUGCAGAAACUGUGCCAGGUUUAGCGUCUUGUCUAUCGACCAUUUUGUCGACGCAAAUUACAGCACAGAUAUUUCCAUCGGAUAAUUUAAACGAGGAAUCUUUGACUGAUAGUAUAAGCACGCCAUUGUUUGUUAUGUUUCGAAAUCAGUAUCAGUUGUGUAAAGAAGAAGACAAUAGGAGAAAACUUUUAGCUAGAGUACUCGCUGAAAUGUAUUCUAUUCAACCAAAAAUAGGAUAUCUACUUCUAUAUUUUUUAAAAGUAUGGGGUAGAGAGGAAGAAAAGAGGGAGGGGGAACCAAGCAACGUAUUAAACGACGUAAAAGCCUCCGUUUAUAAGGACUUUUGCGCACAGAGAGAAAAAAAGUUAGAUGCGUGUUUAGUGGCUGAUCUGAAGUUAUGUCACGAAGACAACAUAUUCAUGUUGUGUUACUUGGUGCCUGACAUAUAUACCGGAUUUCAAAACGUGGCCCUAGGGAACGUCCAACUUUUGCAUUUGGUCGUUUCGACUAUCGACGCAUGUCAGUUACAGGAACUGGUUUGUCAGAUAAUGCAAGGCCAUCUUAAAAUGUUAAAGAAAGAAUCUUUCACUUCCUUGCUUACUGCUAGUUUAAAUUGGGAAACCUUCGAACAGUACUGUUUUUGGCAGUUAAUUUUUGCUCAUGAUUUUCCCAUUGAAUAUGUGUUGCCAGUAUUACCGAAAUUGCAAUUUCGUGAUCACGCAGAAGCACUCACGUCGAUACUAUUUAUGCUUAAACAAGAAAAACCUACUCUGGAACUUUUAAGACAGUUACUUGCGCGACAGAACGUGGAUGGCGACAUGUUCGUAGUCGCAGCGUUACGUUAUUGGUGUCGCGAUUACGAGGAAAAGCUUGGUGAAUUACUAGCGAAUCUUUUAAGUACACGCUAUCCUGCGACCAGUCCGAACAAACGAAAACGUUCUGGAGCAAAGCACAACCAACAAUCUGGACCACCGACGGGCGAACAGGUUUUGGGUCAUUUGGAUCAAUUGCGUCAACAUUGUACAUCCUCCACGGAGUUGCAGUUGUAUCAUAUGGAAGGGAUGCAGAGAGCGUUGCAACAAGCGCAAGCUGCCAGUAGCGAUUCCCUUAGGAAGAGUUACGGCGACUUAUUCGCUUUAGCGGAAGUUAACGAAGAAAACGAACCACCUCCACCGCCGCCAACAAGUUCGGCGAGAAAACAUGCGGCAGCUUCGGGCGGGGGUGGGGGCGGUGGAGCCGGCAAAGGGGGAAAUAGGAAAGUUGGCGUUAAUACGAGGGAAAGGACGAGUUCGAAAAAACAAAUUCGGUAUCACCUCGACAGUACAUCCAGUAGCGAGGUAACCAUUUCACCAGAGGAGGAAAUCGUAAAUCCAAAGCAAGCGAAAAAGAGAAAAAAGAUUAUAGUGGGCUCGGACAGCGACUGACCACCCAGUGUCUUCACAUGUCACAUGGACCACGUCAUGUGUGUGCAGCAAGAUAAAUUAGCCUUAAGAAUAGUAAGAUAAUACGAUAUAUAUAUAUAUAUACAUAUACAUAGUAGAUUUAUCUAGCGCGACUUGUAAAUAUAUUCUACGUUGAUAAUGGAGUACGAAACGAUGUUGUUGGCGCGAGUCUUACGCGUUUCGUAAUCUAAAAACCGUAGUGGUGCCAGGCUCUCGUUAUUAUCGUUAAAUGUGUAUGUAUGUAUCCUCGAUUAGUUUUCUAAAGUAAAAAUACUCUUAUCAUAUCGACUUAUCGACGAGUAAAUUUAUUAUCGACUAAGGGAGGUGUGACUAUCGUUUGUCGGACGAAAAAUUAUUGCGAAAAAAUUACUUUCAAUUGUGUACAAAUGAGAAAUUCUAAAUGAAUAACUUUGACCUGGCACCACUACAAGGGGUAAAACAAUGCGGUCUUACUCCCAUAAACACGUUAAAUUUGUAAUUGUAAAAGCAUCGAUCCACAUAGUAUUUUUAUGUGGAAAGAAAGUCAGCGCGUGCAAGCACCUUCGUCGUGCUUAACAUAUUUACCAAUGAUCUUUUCUACUAAUUGUGCGAUUAUCACACUCCGAUCAAGUUGUUAUUGACAAAUAUUGAUUUUGUCGAUUUAGAUUAUUGACAAGUAAUUAUUUCUUGAUUUGAAACAUUUGACACAGCCGUAAAUUAUUUUAACAGAAAAUAUCUUUAUAGUAGAGAAUCGUUUGAAAUAACAUUGUGAAUAAUGUGUCGUUAGGGUUCAUGUAUUAAUUCCUAAGAUUUUUCUAUGAUAUGAUGCGUCCGUUAUAUUUUCGGUUUGGAGAAAAACUAUAUUUGCGUAUUGCACAAAAGUAAAUAAGUAAAUUCGAUAAGAAAUCGGAUCUUUGUAACAAUAUCUUUGUUCGAGUUUUUGAAAACUACGUCGUCUUCGAAGGUUCAAAUUAAUGCACAAGUAGAUCCAAUUUGUGUGAGUUAUUCUCACAAUAGACUCUUUUACCGUCCUCUUAAGUUUCAAUUAAAAUCUUAUAGAUCGCGUUCUUAUACUUAUCUUCUUAUAUUUAUAAGAAAUUUCUUUAUAUCGCGAAUGUAAGAGUUGCUAAUAUUCUUGGAAUUAAUGCAUGAGUCAAAGAGUAUUAAGAAUUUAGGAAACCUCAUAUAUACGCAUACGAAAUUAUUAAUACCGCGCUUGUGAAUAAUUUUACAUUUUAAAAUGAUAACUUUCUUUUAAUCAAUUCCUUGUUUCGAUCGUCGUUGAUUCCAUUGUUUGUUCUUUCAAAGGAUAUUGAGAUCAUUCAUCGAACGUAACGUUAAAUAAUUAAAUUUAUAUAUAGCUCGUUUAAACGAUUUACUUUAUAAAUUUAAACUUUUAUAUACACGCACUUUUCUUUAUUACAAUACCAUAUUAAUUUCUUCGAGAGGUUUCAUCGUUUUCUUUUUUUUUCUUUUCUUCUCUCUUUUUUUUUUUUUAAAUUCCAUCUUGUGCAUUUGAAUCAUUAUUCGCGGGACGCAUCGUUUAUUUUAUCUCUUUUCUUUGUAUCUUCGUAAGAUCAAACGCGUUUUAUUAUAUAUAAAAUAAACACACACACACACACACACACAUAUUAUUCCUGCGAUCUUUGUCGAGUCUUUCGAAUGUCUUUCGCCAUACUUUUGGAUUCAAAUUCCUGUUAAAAUGAAGACCAAAUUAGAAAAAGAAAAAAGAAGAAACAUAUUGAUAUAGAGAGUAAUUCUAACGCAUUUAGAAAAAUAUAUGAAAGUAACAGUGAUUUAUGCUUCUAUCAAAUUUUAUACGAGUAUAAAGUAGUGUUAACUUACUUUACUCUCGAUAAGAACACGAGACACGUAUGUAGAGGACGCAUUGGUCAUCAUUUAGUUUUGUUUCGAAUGAAGUCUGAGAAAGGAUUAAAACUGAUUGAGAAAGAGAGGAAGGAGGAAGAGAGAGAGAGAGAGAGAGAGAGAUAGAGAGAUAAAUAUAUAUAUAUAUAUAUAUAUAUAUAUAUAUAUAUAUAUAUAUAUAAAAUAGAUAGAUAAAUAGAUAGAUAGAAAAGAGAGAAUUUUUUCUAAGUCACUUACAGCUCGGACACACAGUUUCAACUUUUAGUUGCUCCCGUGAUUUAUCAGAUAACAAUUUAUUUUACAUGUAUGUCUGAUAAUGAUAAUGAUGAUGAUGAUGAUUAUUAUUAUUAUUAUUAUUAUUAUUAUUAUUAUUAUUGUUAUAAUGAUGAUGAUGAUGAUGAUGAUGAUGGGUAUGCGAUCGCCAUAGAGAUGAGAGCGUAAUUUAUAUGAAGUGUUUGUUAUUAGCUUUUUAUUAGAAUUAAGAAUGUAAGCAUCGACGAGAUAGUAAGACUGUAUUAAGUAUGUUAACUUGAUAUACUCUUAUUUCUCGUAGAUAGCAUAUAUAUGUAUAUGUAUAUAUAUAUAUGUAUAUAUAUAUAUAUAUAUAUAUACAUACACACAUAUAUAUACACACACACACGACACAGUUUUACGACCAAAUGUUAUUCAGUUUGCGACUGCGCUUUAAGUGAGCACAAUCAUUCUCGAUAAAGUAGGACGAUAUAUACAUUUUGUAUACUUUUACAUCGAGGAAGGUGAUCAAUCUCCGAGUGAUCUCUGUCUCCCUACUCUUUUCUUUCUUCUUCUUUUUUUUUAUUUUUAUUUCUUUUUUCGUUUUUUAAUUUUAUUCCUAUUUCACUUUUUCUUCGCUCUCGAUCUUGUCCAUUUGCUUUUCUCCGUCUUAUAUCGCAUGAUCGUGUUUGUUUUUUCUUUUUUAUCUUCAGCAAUUUCAUCUGGUACAUAUACACUUUCCGUGUGUUUCGAAUUGUGUUGAUUGUUCAGACAGUUUUCCAUUUUAUUUUUUUAUUUUUUUUUUUAUACAUACAUACAUACAUAUAUAUGUGUGUAUUUAUAUGUAUGUAUAUAUAUAUAUAUUAUUUAAUAUAUAAAUCUCUUUAUUCUCCCAUCUGAAAAAAAGAAUUAAUUAACCAAACAAACAAACAAACAAACGAACAACAACUAAAUAAACAAAACAAAAAAUAGAUAAAGAACCACCUUCCGUUCGGGUAUAUGUAUCUCGGUUCUCAGACCUUCCAAAAAAUGUAAAAAUCAGCAGCGUCUCUCAAUGUGUGUAAAAAUUAAGUCGUAAAGGAUGAAAGAAAGAGUAUAAAAAGAAACUUUGUCUUCGUUCGUUCGUUUGUCUGUCUGUCUGUCUGUCUGUCUGUCUGUCUGUCUGUAAUGUACAUUUCCUGUAAAAUCGAUCGCUGUAAAAGGAAGUAGAGCUGCGUUAUGUAUUUUCUAGUUUGUACAUACAACGGGGUAAAUGCGAGAAUGACGAUGCAUUGUGUAUGAAAGUAUAUAAGUGGAUAAAUAUAUACAUAUAUACAUAUAUAUCUACAUAUAUAUGGCAUAUAUAUAUAUUUAUAUAUAUGUGUAUAUAUGCACGUGAGAAUUGCGUGUAUGUUUGUGAGAACGUGUGAUAUCGUGUGCACACGAGCGUGAGAAACGAAAACAUUUAAAUGUAACACUGUUACAAAGAUCGGGGUGGGGCCACGGAAAAUAAUGGAUGAAAAACUUACAUUUUCACGAAGAAACUUAUAGUAUUUUCGUGCACGAUUCGUUUUAUUUCUUUCUUUCUUUCUUUCUUUUUUUUGUUUUCUUCUUCAUUCUUUCUCUUUAUAUAUUUUUCAAAAACGUCAUGAGUUAUACGUGCGCGCACACGUAUUCAUAUAUAUAUAUAUAAUAUAUAUAUAAAAUAUAUAUAUAUAAAAUGUGUGCGUGUAUGUAUAUGCAUAUACAUAUAUACGCGCGCGUGUAUUAUCUAUGCGUGUAUAUGCUUUGUGACUGUUUUCCUCUUCUUCUGCUACUGUAUAUGUGUGAUACGUGCAUGGUUUUUUUUUGUACGCUUGCGAUGCAUCUAGCAUCAAACGAGACAUCUGGGAAUUUAUCUGACUGAAUGUUGAAGAAAAUAAUAAUAAUAAUAAAUAAUAAAUAAUAGUAAUAAAUAAUAAUAAUGAUAAUGAUAAAUGAAAAGAAAAGAAAAAGGAAGAAGAAAGAAUAUAGUAUAUCAUCCGUUUAUGACGGUGUAAAUUACUAUGUCGAACGAUGAUGAUUGUCCAACGUGUUAUUACACUUUUCUAUUUGUAUAUAAUGAACGAAAAUGACGAUAUAUAUGAAAAAAAAAGAAAAAAAAAAAUAUUUAAGGCGCGAUACGCAGUAACGAUUGGCUGUGUGUAUGCAUGUAUGUAAGUAAUGUAUGUAUGUAUGUAAGAAAAAAGAGAGAGAGAGAGAGAGAACGAAGAAAGAAUGUAUCCUUUGUGUGAACGAGAACGACAGAGAAAAAACGAGAGUGAACGUGCUAAUAAGAGAGAGAGAAAAAAAGAAAAAGAGAGAGAGUGAGAGAGAGAGAGAGAGAGAGAGAGAGAGAAUUCUACAUCACGUGGCAAUAUGCAAAACAAACCUUGUAAACAUUUAAUGUUUUUAACGAUCUUGUACACAUCAAUACACGUGUAAAUACAUGGAUAGAAUAUCAUACCGCGAGCAUAAACAUUUAAUGUUUUUAACGAUCUUGUACACACGAAAUACACGUAAAUGUAAAUACAUCGAAAAUGAUCUAAA
Messenger RNA from Vespula vulgaris, 8326 nucleotides. RefSeq names its product integrator complex subunit 3 (gene IntS3). Gene Ontology annotation, cellular component: cytoplasm. The transcript has 10 exons. The record is from RefSeq and is a predicted model, not a curated record. Lineage: Eukaryota; Metazoa; Arthropoda; Insecta; Hymenoptera; Vespidae. Bases 416 to 3685 code for a protein of 1089 amino acids.